UUUCGGUAAAGAUCGUCUUCUGAUUAUGGUCACUUUGCCACUUCCUAAAGAAGGUAAUGGCGAGUUCUGAAGAGAGGCAGUGUCCUGAUCCUGAGGAGCUGUUACAAAGAGUUAGAGAGGGUGCCAGGUAUGGGAAUAUCCAACUGUUAGACGUGGAGAGCAUUCUGUCCAAUGAGAACUUUACCAGCAACCGAGGCCUCCUUGCUACUACUCAAGAAGGACAAAGCACUCUACUGCACCUGGCUGCUCAGACAGAAGGGGAAACCGUACUUCCCCUAGUGUGCCAGGCUUACAAGAGGUCUCAACUCUUCCCUGUAGUAAUGACAUCCCUCAACUCCGGUGGCCUCAACCCUCUUCAUGUGGCCAUUCAGAUGUGUCGCUUUGAGAACACUGUCUUGUUGUUCAAGGAGAGCCAGCAGCACUGUCCUCAGGCACUACAGCCAAACAACGAGGGUUGGACACUCCUCCACUCAGCAUGUCUUUUAGCUGGGAAUGUGAACAUUGUCAAAUAUCUGCUGAGUCAGGAGAGCUGUAGAGGGUUUGUGUUGUGUAAGGGGCUCUCAUCGCGGAGGAGGUCUCCCUCCCUGCCACUGGACAUGGCCAGAGAUGUUGUAUCUCAGGCAGAGUUCCAACUGAAGAUGGGAGAGGACCAACUGGACAGGUUUAGUAAACAAGCCAAGAUGAGUUCCCAUGCUCGCAGCAUGCAUGCCAGGACCAUGGUGGAGCCUAAGAAGAAAGUGUUGGAGAAAGCCAGAGAUCUGUACUCCCAAAUUGAGCAGGCCACUCUGGAGCUGAAGGCUAGUGAGGCAGAGAAUAGGGUCAAAGAUCUGGAGAAAACACAAGCCCUAGAGAGACAAGAGACACUAAACAAAGAGUUAGAGGACCUACUGACUAGUAACCAGUGGUCCAAGAUUGAAGGUGGUUACCUCCUAUCAGAGAGUGAGGAGACACGGAAAAUGAGUGUCCAGUUCCUUAUGAAUCAGUUGGUAUCACAAUCACUCACCCUGCCAGCUCUCUCAAGCAAUGUGCUCAUAUCCCUCUCAAGGUGUCUGAGUCUCCCAGAGGAUGACCUUGCUCUGUUGUCAACACUCAAACUAUUGGAGGGCUACUCCAGUAACAGUGCUCAGAUCAUGCUGGCUGACAAGGAGUUUCUGCCGCGUAUGUUACCACUUCUCUCGUCACGGAACACUGAGCUCCAGUUAGUCACUAUCAGGCUCCUCCUCAACCUAGUGGACAAUGAAAGUUUCCCUAGUGGUGAUGCUCAUCUGCUCGAGUGUCUUCAUCUGCUGAGGCACUACUCCACCUCUGCCAGUGUUCGGGGCCAGGCUGGAGAGAUGGUGGACAAGCUGGGAGCUGGAGGGAAUCCUCCCAACCCAGGGACAUGGUCCAACAAACAAGUAGCCCUCUGGUUGGACAGCAUAUCAGAGCUGGACAGAAGAGAUGAGUACAUUGAAGCGUUCCUGAGGGCUGACAUCAGUGGACUCCACCUCCUGGAGCUAUCAGUAGGAGAGAUGGGGGGACUGGGGGUCAAGUUUGUCUCUCAUCAGAGAACACUCACUGACAAGAUUGAUGAGCUGCGACGGAUGAAUGCACGAUCCAUGGUGGGCCACAAAGAUGUGUUCCUCAGCUAUGCUCAUAUCAACAUCAACUUUGCUAGAAGAAUCAAAAGUGUUCUGAACAACGGCCAUUACUCCGUGUGGAUUGAUGAAGCUGGUAUCCGUGCUGGACAGAAGUGGAGGAAUGAGAUCACUGAUGGUAUUCAGAGUUGUGGAGUGUUCUUAUUACUGCUCAGCAAGCGAUCAGCCAACUCCCUCUAUUGUCAUAAUGAGGUUGCUAUGGCAGAGACGUAUGGGAAGCCAAUAGUAACAGUGCGUGUGGAAGAAGUGGGGGAAGUGGACCCUGGUCUCACGUUCAUCAUAGGACGGCGGCAAUGGUUGGACUUCUCACAAGAGGAGAUGUUCAGUAGUCGUAGCAAGACACUCGUGGAGACAAUGGUAGGGUACAUUGGUCCUGGGAAACAGACUCUGAGUGAGGGAGAGGAGGAAGAAGCUCCAGUAAUCAAGCAUCUUCCUGACAAACCACCAAAGCAUAUUGGAAAUGUGGAAGUGGGCAGUGGUCCUAGUUUAUUAAUGGAGGAGCUAGAGAAGCUGCGGGUUGCCAUGGAGACAGGUCUAGAGGGUAUCUCUCAGAGGAUGGAUGAGUAUGAGCGCGGUAUGUCAUCACUGACCAAUCGAGUGACUGCAUUAGAGAAACUGUAGUGGAGAGAGUAUAUUUUGAAAGUGUUAUAAGUAACUGAUCUGAAUUUUUUUUAUUUUUAAUUUUAUGUGGUAAAGAUCCUUUCAAAAAUUCAUUAAUAAUUAUUCAUAUCCCUAUC
This is a messenger RNA of Halichondria panicea, 2374 nucleotides long. RefSeq lists its product as uncharacterized. The transcript has 17 exons. The coding region runs from base 57 to 2258 and encodes 733 amino acids. NCBI's taxonomy places the organism in Eukaryota, Metazoa, Porifera, Demospongiae, Suberitida, Halichondriidae. The record is from RefSeq and is a predicted model, not a curated record. Gene Ontology annotation, biological process: signal transduction. Gene Ontology annotation, molecular function: protein binding.